Messenger RNA from Kogia breviceps (pygmy sperm whale), 1848 nucleotides. RefSeq names its product galectin 8 (gene LGALS8). Gene Ontology annotation, cellular component: cytoplasm. Gene Ontology annotation, molecular function: integrin binding; carbohydrate binding. Lineage: Eukaryota; Metazoa; Chordata; Mammalia; Artiodactyla; Physeteridae. The record is from RefSeq and is a predicted model, not a curated record. Gene Ontology annotation, biological process: lymphatic endothelial cell migration.
GGCCGCGUGGGCCCCUCUCGGCCAUCGCCGGGUCGAGGCGGGGCCUGUGCGACGUCCACACCGGCCCUGGAGGCCGGGGACACGCGAGCCGAGGGAGCAGAAGGUCUCUCCUUCUCUCUUCCCCAUUUCCCGGCCCCCCAACCCCGGCGGCGGGGCAGAGGCGGCCAGAUCCACCCGGGAAUUUUGGAAGCACACACUCUGCCCCCUCCCUCCCUCUCUGCUCGUCUCGCUGCAAGCCGCGGGCGGUCCGAAUCCCCUAGGCCGUGCAGGGGGCCCCGCCGGGGGAGCGGCCAGCGGCGGACCGGCCACUAGCCCAGCGGAGCCGCGAGCGCGCCCCGCACGCAGACGAAGACCGACGGCGACGCCAGGGGCUCGCGACCAGGAAAUGGCAGCGGACUGACUCCUCCCACUUCCCGUUCUCGCCCGCGCACGCCCGGCCGGGAACCUGGACAACGCGCCGCGGCCGCAGAACAGCCUCUUGCGCCGAGCGUCCGCGACGCCAGUGCCGGGGUCAAGUGCCUCAGUUUCAAUCUGGGAAUUCUUUAAAUGAAACUUGUUUAAAAUCUUAGACCAUACCCAAAAGAGAGACCCCAGUCAACAAUAAGGUGGAAAAGAAUGAUGUUGUCCUUAAACAGUCUACAGAAUGUCGUCCAUAACCCGAUAAUCCCCUAUGUUGGGACCAUUUCUGAGAAGUUGGAGCCUGGAACUUUGAUUGUACUACGUGGGCAUGUUCCUAGUGACUCAGACAGGUUCCAGGUGGACUUACAGUGUGGCAGCAGCGUGAAACCUCGAGCGGACGUGGCCUUUCAUUUCAAUCCCCGGUUCAGGAGGGCCAACUGCAUUGUCUGCAACACUCUGAAGAACGAGAAGUGGGGCAGGGAAGAGAUCUCCUACGACGUGCCUUUCAAGGAAGGAAAACCCUUUGAGAUCGUGGUCAUGGUGCUGAAGGACAAAUUCCAGGUGGCCGUCAAUGGAAAACAUACCCUGAUCUAUGCCCACAGGAUCAGCCUAGAGAAGAUCGACACCCUGGGCAUUUACGGCAAAGUGGUCAUUCACUCCGUGGGUUUCAGCUUCAGCUCGGAUUUAAGAAGUAGCCAAGCAUCUACUCUGGAAUGGACAGAGAUAAGUGAAGAAAAUGUGCAAAAGUCUGGCGUGUCACAGUUUCCUAGUAAUAGAGGAGACAUUUCUAAAAUCGUCCCCAGAACUGUCUACACCAAGAGCAAAGGUUCGCCGGCCAAUCAAACUUUGACUUGCUCCAAAAUACUACCUACUUGUCUUUCGGCAACUCUGCCGUUCGUAGCGAGGUUGAACUCCUCAAUGGGCCCUGGACGGACUGUCGUCAUAAAAGGAGAAGUAAAUAAAAACGCCAAAGGCUUCUCUGUUGAUCUGCUCUCAGGAAAAUCCAAGGCUAUUGCUCUCCACCUGAACCCACGCCUGAAUGUUAAAGCAUUUGUAAGAAAUUCUUUUCUUCAGGAGUCCUGGGGAGAAGAAGAGAGAGAGAUUACCUGUUUCCCUUUUAGUCCUGGGAUGUACUUUGAGAUGAUAAUUUAUUGUGAUGUUAGAGAAUUCAAGGUUGCAGUAAAUGGCGUACACAGCUUGGAGUACAGACACAGAUUCAAAGACCUGAGUCAUAUCGACACGCUGGAGAUCAAUGGCGAUAUCCACUUACUGGAAGUAAGGAGCUGGUAGCUGACAGGUGUGAUACAAAAACUGAAAUACAGAGGACUUCUGGAACACUGUCCUUGUUAAAAUGCAUCUUACUCAUGAUAUGGUUUAUAUAUGUUGUUAAAAUGGGCUGAAGUCCUACUGGGUGUCCUCAGUCCAUGUCACGCAGUGAGGCUUUGUCAA